This is a messenger RNA of Leptosia nina, 1011 nucleotides long. The record is from the annotation of a GenBank genome assembly. NCBI's taxonomy places the organism in Eukaryota, Metazoa, Arthropoda, Insecta, Lepidoptera, Pieridae.
AUGAUUGAAAACUGUGCAUUGUGCAUUGGAUGCUCGUUGAGGAAAGCACCUAGGACAGAAAUUGAUGUGACCUGUGAUUUCGCGAACGUUUCUCGUAUCGGAAAACUUCUGUAUGAAUAUGGUCUUGGCUACGAGAUCACCAUCAAUGCGUUGUUCAUGGAUGUCUUUUUAACUGGUUUUCCCAAAAGGCUUUUGGUGGCUGUAUUCGUAGUAAUAAUUUUAGCCAUGUGCAUAACGCCUAAUGAAGCUCGCUCGAUUGAGCACAGGAGACGGCAUCAAAGACGGCAGCCAGUCGCCGCGGCACAACUUACCAAAGAUUUAUCAUCGUUCAGACGACCAAAAAAUCCCACAGUAGAGAGCUAUAAGAACGCGACUAGGAAAAUAAAGCACAAGCUAAGAAACACGAAACGAUUCUUCGAUCAAAACAAGAGGACGCUGAAUGAAACGAGAGAGUACAGGGACGGGAUGCCGAGUUGGUUGCCGACGGUCAAUUUCGUGGACAUUCACUUCCAUGACUAUAGGGCUGCAAGGAAACCUGGGAGCUCAAUUACCGAACGAAAGUUCACCUAUCUGAUGCCGAAGCUAUACAAAACCCUCAAAGAAUACGAAGUAAUCUUCAAAAGACUAAGAAACGUCCAGCUGGACUUAUCCGACGACCCGUUCAACAACUAUGUUGUGAUACGGGAAAAACUACUCGACGACACUAUAAACAGACUUCGUAGCACCAUCGCUGAAAUAACGGAAAACAUGAUCGCCGUGAACAUGCCAGUUCCGCCCUUCGACAGAAACAAAAUGAAACUGGACACUUUGGAGAUGAAAGUCGACGCGACGCAAUGUCUCAAAAACGAUUACAUUGCGUUUAGGGGGUACGGGAAUUUACUUAACAAUUGGUACUCGGAAUUCAGAUGUCCGUUAAGCAAGAAAAGUGACAAGAAAUGCGGCGCCUUCCACGCGAAGUUGCUAGAAAAGAGAGGCAAUAAGCGGCUCAGAAAUAAAAUGACUUCGAGUUGA